UCUUUCUUUCCGCCCUCCUCAAAAGCCUGCCUCGCUCCCUUCGCUCUGUCCUCCGCUUCCAUCCAAGAACUCCAUCAAAACCCUAGCAAGCUCUGGUCACGCUACGGUCAUCCGAUUUUACGCUUACCUCCAACAAUGAGCAGUUUCAGGCGCUUCGAGCUCCUUGAUUCCCCUUUUUCCUUCCUCUACCACGAGACCGCUCUCUGUUCCCCAACUCCACCCCUCUUCCCCCCUUUCUCCCCCUCCUUCGUGUCGGCGGCGGCGAUCGCCGACGAGGAGGUGGAGCAUCAGCUAGGGUUCUCCCUGGACCUCCUGAACGCUAUCCCUAGCGCCGUCGAUCUCCCCUUGAAAUGCCUCCUUCCCUCACCGGCGAUCUCUUCCUUCGAUGUCUUCGACGCCGCCACCGAUCUGAUACACUUUCGGCGGUUCCAGGAGCGGGCGGAGACGGAGCUCCAGCUCCGGAGCCUCUGCGAUCGCGUCACCGCCCUCGAGCUGGGGCUGGGGCGAGCGCUGGGUUCCUCCUCCUCCAGGCUUGACCGCAAGUACACAUGGACGGCGGAGUUCAAGGGGGCGAAGGAGGAGGAGUUUGAUCGGAAGUACAAGUGGGUGGCAGAGUCUAAGGGCGGGGCCGAGAGGAACUUGAGGUGGACGGCGGAGUUCAAGGGGCAGAAGGAGGACGGAUUUGAUCGGAGGUAUAAGUGGACGGCGGAGAAGAAGGGGGAGGCGGAUCGGAACGUGAAGUGGACGGCGGAGAUCAAGGGGAAGGGGAAGCACGCACCGGUGGCGCACACGUAUACAUUCCAGGCGGCAGAGAAGCCGGCGGCGGAGGAGAAGGGGGAGAAGAAGGGAAAGAUGAAGGAGAAAGAGGCGGCGACGCUGCGGGUGGUGGAGAUCGAGGAGAAGAAUCCGGGAGCCAUCGCCAUCAGGAAGGCUUUUGCCAAGAGCAGUAACAAGGGUAAGAAGAAGGAAUUAUCACGACAAGAUGCUGCAUUGAUUAUUCAGAUGACUUUCAGGGCCCAUCUGGUUCGACGUUCUCAAGUGCUUCGUUGCCUUAGAGAUCUGGCAGUGGCCAAAGGCAAACUUAAGGAAAUCAGGGCCUUAUUCUAUAAUUUCUCUUAUCGCCGUCGCUUAGCAAAUGAUGCGGAAGAACGCCAGAGGUUCUGUGAGAAAAUAAUUGUUCUUCUCCUCACUGUUGAUGCCAUUGAGGGACCGGAUUAUAUGGUUCGAGCAGCAAAGAAGUCAAUGGUGGAGGAGCUGGAGGCAAUGCUUGAUGUUGUGGAUCCACAGCCGCGUGCUACGCUGGGUUCCUUGAAGCGUAGAAGAUUUGAUCUUCCUGAUGGUGGUCCCAUUCCAAAGGAGCUGAUCGCUGGUGUGGAAGGGGUUGUCCAGGUGCUUGAACAGGAAGAUUAGGAGAACAAUGCUUCCUAGCGAGAUGAUAAACCUUUUGGUCUGAAACUUCCUCUGUGAGAGAGGGUUGCAGAGGUUCUAUGGUUUUUUUCUGAGCAUGAUAGUGCUGCUUAGGACAUCUUUGUUGUAUGGUUACGAGUUGAGAUAUGAAACUUGUCAGGAAGGCUUGCUAGACAAUUUUUCCUUUUAAGUUGGACAAUCCUGCUGCUGCUCUUGCUUAGUCUGUGAUAACUCAAAUUUAUGGUGCCACUUCUGCUACCAUUUGCUGUUAAUCUGACAGUCAUCGUGUCUGUGGAUUAGCACAAGCUUUGAGGAAUUUGGAUGCACUAAUGCUUUUUAA
Molecule: messenger RNA, 1747 nt
Organism: Elaeis guineensis (African oil palm)
Lineage: Eukaryota; Viridiplantae; Streptophyta; Magnoliopsida; Arecales; Arecaceae
Biological process (GO): protein folding
Cellular component (GO): plasmodesma
Source: RefSeq, a predicted model, not a curated record